This is a messenger RNA of Serpula lacrymans var. lacrymans S7.9, 178 nucleotides long. RefSeq lists its product as uncharacterized. Lineage: Eukaryota; Fungi; Basidiomycota; Agaricomycetes; Boletales; Serpulaceae. The annotation marks the transcript as partial. The record is from RefSeq and is a predicted model, not a curated record. The transcript has 2 exons.
AUGUUUCAUGACUUCACAUCGCUGCAUUAUGUUCCAACAAACAUACGCAAAGUCCGGGUCACUUUGAAAGGGAGAGUCAUCUUGCAAUAUCAAGUUGCGAAACUGGCGCUCAAAAGAUAUAGCUUGGUCAGGACGUUGAUCGGGAUGAUGAAAGGCAGGAUCGUGGUCAGCAAGUAGG